Darwinula stevensoni is the source of this 657-nucleotide messenger RNA. The record is from the annotation of a GenBank genome assembly. Lineage: Eukaryota; Metazoa; Arthropoda; Ostracoda; Podocopida; Darwinulidae.
AUGGAGCGAUCGGGGCAUCCGGGCGGUCGAAGUGAAUCGCUGGAGCAUCUGAGCGGCGGCAACAUGGGCAGCCGCGGGAAUUCCGCCUACCUCCGGCGUCCUUCCUCCCGGAAACUCAAUUCGGAGAGCCUCAACGACCUAUUGGAUCUGGAGGCCGAGUUCCGGAGCCUCACCUCCGCCUGCUCGCUCAGGGAGGAAGACUUGCUCGACGGAAAGCGGCGGGAGAACUCCGCUCGGUACGGCCGCCGCGCCGUCUCCGCCACGCCCUCCACCACCCCCUCCGCCUCCACCCCCCGCGACGACCCCCUGGAAGACGAGUUCCUCAGGGGACAGACCAAGACGACCAAGCCCGCUGCGAGGGAGGCGAAGCGUGGGAGCCAGACCUCCCUCGAGGAGUCGUGGAUCUCUCUCAGCGCCUUCAAUCAGCUCCAGCGCGGUCGCAUCUCCAUCGACAUGAGAGACGACGUCCUGGACCUUUACCUGAGCGAGGGAACGACGGAGGCGCGUGACUCGGCCGAGGGGUUCGUGAUCCCCGAGCUACCCAAGGGGGUUCACCUCACGGUGGACAUCAAGAGCACCUGGGGAGACAGGCACUACGUGGGGCUCAACGGGAUCGAGGUCUUCGGGGAGACGGGGGAGCCCCUAAGAGCCGACAAG